Molecule: messenger RNA, 1482 nt
Organism: Aspergillus thermomutatus
Lineage: Eukaryota; Fungi; Ascomycota; Eurotiomycetes; Eurotiales; Aspergillaceae
Exons: 4
Coding region: 1-1482 (493 amino acids)
Biological process (GO): transmembrane transport
Cellular component (GO): membrane
Molecular function (GO): transmembrane transporter activity
Source: RefSeq, a predicted model, not a curated record
AUGUCCACUGAGCAGCCAGUCCCAGAUCGCAAACCGUCCCUCCAGGAACCACUGGAAAACGACAAAGACGAAGCGAGCAUCGACCAGGGCAUCGACAGCAACAUCGAGAAUGUUGUCCUCGAUCCGAAAAAGGAGCGCAAACUCCUCCUCAAGCUCGACCUCGCCUUUGUCCCGAUCAUCAUGCUAACCUACCUCUCCUGCUUCCUCGACAGAACCAACAUCGGAAACGUCAAGGUAGCAGGCAUGCCGGAAGCCAUCGACGCCUCGCCCAGCCAGUUCUCCACCGCCGUCUCCAUCUUCUACGUGACCUACGUCCUUCUCGAAGCGCCCUGGGCCGUGCUCAUGAAGAAGCUCACCCCGCGAAACAUCCUGACGGGCCUCUGCAUCGUCUGGUCCAUCACGACCGUCUUCACCGGGUUCGUGACGAAUGUGCCCGCGCUCUACGCCACCCGACUCAUCCUCGGCGCCUGCGAGGCCGGGCUCUUCCCCUGCCUGAACCUCUACCUGACGAUGAUCUACCGCCGCGAGGAGCAGGCGAAGCGGGUCUCGUACCUCAUGAGCUGCGCCGCCAUCUCCGGCGCGUUCGGCGGCUUACUGGCGUAUGGCCUGUUGCAUAUGGACGGGAUUGGGGGGAAGGCCGGAUGGAGGUGGGUGUACAUCAUCGAAGGCCUCUUCAGCCUCAUCUGCGCGGCGCUGAUCUGGUUCGGACUCCCCAACGACCCGGCAAACGCCUACUUCCUCACCCCCGAGGAGAAAUGGAUGAUGCGUGUGCGCAACGAGCAGCGCCGCGCGUACAUGGGCCGCGACGAGUUCACCUGGGCCGAGAUGCGCAUCGCCAUCGGCGACCCCAAGCUGGCGUUCAGCGCCGCCACGCAGUUCUGCCAGGAUAUCCUGUUGUACGGGUUCAGCACGUUCCUGCCGACGAUCCUCCGCGGCAUCGGGUACGAUUCGCUCCGCAGCAAUCUCCUCACUGUGCCGGUGUACUUCUGGGCCGCGAUCGUGUUUGUGAGUGUGGCGUGGGCGGCGGAUCGGUACUCGCGCUUUGCUUUGUUCCUGCUGGUAACCAACCUCUUCGGCGUCGUCGGGUAUAUCCUCCUGCUGGCCGUCUCCAGCGACGCGGUCAAGUACUUCGCCACCUACCUCGUCGGCAUCGCGACGUACACCGGCGUCGGGCUGAACAUCGCCUGGCUGAACGUCAACGUCGCGCCGCACUACCGCCGCGCGCUGGAGAUCGGCGUCCAGCAGACGAUCGGGAACCUGGCGGGCAUUGUCUCGGGCCAGAUCUACCGCUCCGCGCCGUAUGUCCUGGGCAACUCGUUCUCGCUGGGGGCGCUGGCCGUCGCGCAGGUCGUGAUCCUGUCGCAUGCGGUGUACCUGCGGCGGGAGAACGGCCUCAAGCGGGAGAUCGAGGCGGGGGAGAAAGAGGAGACGCGCCGGGUGACGAGUGGCGAUAAAGCGGUGGAUUUUGUGUAUCACUAUUGA